AUGCAGCGUAUUAUUAAUUACCCAAAAAAUUCUAGGGUGGUAGUUUCUGCUCCCAAAGGACCAGGUCAACACAAUUUUGCCUUUGACGAUAUUGGAAAGACCUGCUCACUUUGUGGAAAAGAUUUCGAUCGCGUAUGGAAUCUACGACGCCACCUUACCAAAUAUCAUAAGUUAGCAACUCAUAUUGCUAACGAUAUUAGCCCUCAAUAUGCCAAUAGAAACCUAGCGUCACAAAGACAGACCACAAACACUGCCGAGCUGACCACCCCUGAUCACAAUGACGAUUCCGUUAAUGAAGACCUACAUGUUGAAUCUGAUUUGGAGGAUGACGAUAGCAGCGAUGUUGAUGACAUGAACAGCAAUGACAAUGAUAAUGUUAGCAAGAUUGAACUCGAUGCCAGUGAAAGUAUUAUCGAGAUGGAUGAGGACACCAGCCCCUUUGAAAGUCCAAGUCCAGGCAACCACCUAUACAUGCAUAUAAGAAAUAGUAUGUUGUCUUCUGCAUCCAAUACCAGCUCAUUGUUGAAUGCAGAUCUCGAUUUACUGAGAGAAGCAACUGGAUCGCAUAUGACAUGGAACCAGUAUACAUCAGACACCCACCCGUUCCUGGAUCUCCAGUCUAUGGUACUGCUUGCCUUUGUUGAUGGCAAUAAUGACAUGGUAUCUCGCAGGAUCUUUUUUAAGAUCCUGUUUACCAUAAGUCUUGUCCUUAAGCUUUAUGAGGAAGCUAUCCGAAAGAAGUCCCCAUUCAAGUUACCUCGUUUGGAUGCCCUCUUGAACUAUCAGACCAGGAAAAAGUCUAAGAUUCCUGUAUUUCCAUUCACAAAAGUCGAUAUCCAGUUGCCAGAAAACAAUACCACGUCUGCUUAUAUCAACUUGCCUUCAGACCACGUCCGGUUUCUUGCUGCCAACCCCAAGAAAGCAAGAAACAUGUUUUCUCUCCCUGACCGCACUCCUAACCAGUCCAUUUGUCUACAACAAGGCGAAAAGUGA
Phycomyces blakesleeanus NRRL 1555(-) is the source of this 993-nucleotide messenger RNA. Its product is annotated as C2H2-type zinc finger transcription factor. Lineage: Eukaryota; Fungi; Mucoromycota; Mucoromycetes; Mucorales; Phycomycetaceae. The coding region runs from base 1 to 993 and encodes 330 amino acids. The transcript has a single exon. The record is from RefSeq and is a predicted model, not a curated record.